AUGUACACGACCAGAGCUGAAAUGAAAAUAUUUGCUACUAACGUUGUUUUGCCCGGGACUUCGGAGGUAACUGUUGCACCCACCGCUGCAACAGGCCAGCAAAUUCAAAGGGAUUUUCGUUGUGGCGCGCAGGUCAAAUACAACAAGUACGGCAACAACAAUCACAGUAAUAAACUAGGUAAAUGCUGCGCCAGGCGAAAUAUAAUAACAACAACAAUAGCAGUGAUAGCAAGAUGGGUAAGCGUCAACCACAACCCACACAACAGCAACAGCAACAACAACAACAACAACAGUCACAGCAUUCGCAGCCAACAGCAACAGAUGCCGUCCUAUAGCAACAAUGCUAAUAAUUUUAGUCGCAAAAAAUAUUAUGGCAACAACAGUAGUAACUACAACUGCAACCAACAGCAGCAGCAGCAGCAACAUGCGCUGUAUUAUCAAGAACAGCAGCAACAACAACAUCCAACAUCCACAUCCAAGCUGAUCAACAACAAUAAUAUGCUGGUCAAAAAUCAAAAUAUUGUAGACAAAGCUAGCUAUAAAACGAACAAUGACAGCAACAAUAGUAAAAUCAACAGCAGCAGCAGCAGCAAUGAUAGCAACAACAAUAGCGACAGCAACACCAACUACAACAGCGCAAACAAGUCACUAAAUAAAUCAAAUAGUCAUAAUAAUAGUAAUAACAAUAACAAAAAGCGUAAUGCGGAGUCCAAGACGCCAGCGGCGGCAGCCACAACAGCAGCCACUGCUACACAGGAGCAGAGCUUAAAGCAGCAGCAGCAGCAAGCGCAGCGACAGCAGCCAUUAUGUUUCUGGAAGACAAGCUAUCCGCAGCAGCCAACAUUGCAGCAAAAACAACAAUUGCAGGCAGCAUUGGCUACUCAAAAGGCAACUGCCGAGCUGCCAAACGAUGCGGCAGCACAAAAACAACAACAACAACAGCAGCACCAACAGCAGCAACAGCAACCACACUUUUAUUCAUAUUACUAUUCACAGCCUAAGCAAUUGACUAUUGCAUCCUUUAUGCAAAAGGAAAUGUUGCCUGAUGGCAGCAAGAACAGCCAACAACAACAACAGCAGCAGCAGCCACAGCAGCAGCAGCAGCAGCAACAACUAGCAGCUAACAACUAUCAGUUGCGUUAUCGUAGCAACAACUACAACAGCUACCAGCAACAGCAACAGCAGCAGCAGCAGCAGCAACAACAAAAUCACAUGCAAAAUACGCAGCACUAUAGACGAAACAAGAAGCCAAACUUCAAUGCAGCAUCAGUACAAAAAUCCAUUGAAAUCGUGCCGUCCAAUAAUUUUAAUGUUGCUCAUAGACGCAUGCAGAAUGCUGCUGCUGCUGCUGGCGCAGUUGCUGCUGCUCAGAAUGGUUACUAUCACCAUGCCUAUCAAACGCUCAUGCCUAGCAGUGGCACACCGACGAGCGCUGGCUAUCAAAACGCCUAUAAUCUUACCUACGUAAGUGUGGACAACCAGCCGACAACGUCUACGGCAACAGCUGCAGCUGCUGCUGCUGCAAUUAUAACAACACCAACAGUAAGUCAUAAGACUUUGCCGUCCAUAUUGCUCAGUACAGGGCUUACUCCGCAGCCGCCGCCGGCAGCGGCUCUGCCAGCAACCAGCGAAGCUGCUGCCGGCAUUAACAUGUUUAUGCAACCGCCGCCACCACAAGCGCCAACUGUGCUGCUGCUGUCGCCAGGCAUGCCGCUUACAGCAGAAGCAACCACGCCCACCAACAUGAUCAGCUGCGCGCAGCUCGAUGAAGCGAUCACUGCUGCUGCUGCCAGCAACAACAGCAGCAACCACAGCGAGCAGUCUGCUGCCAGCAGCCAAAAGAGUAUGGAUAUGCCCACUGCUGCUGUCCUCAGCGUGCAGAGUCCUAGUUAUGCUCCGCUGCCGUUUCUCUUGCAGCAGCCACAGCCACAGAAAAUGUUUAAGCCACAGCAUCAGCAGCAGCAGCAGCAGCAGCAGCAGCAGCAAGUGUUCUUUAGCUAUGGCGAUAGCUACAGCAGCUGGGCACAUGCCACUUCACCUUGCUACAGCAUUUCGGGCAGCUCUAAUCACAAUCCCAAUCUUUUGCUACCACGACGUCCAACUGUAUCGCCAGCCUCGUCCACCGGCUCGCUGGCUAGCGACUCACAGUGGAGCAAUCGCAACCGCUUGACACCUGCGGAACUGCUGUCGGUGUCACCCACACCCACAAGCGCCACGCCCAAUGUUACUGGGCAGCAGCAGCCGUUGUCGCCGCUGCUGUCGACAUCGCCGCUUCUAAAUGCUCCGCAUCCCAUGUUGCCGUUUGGCAGCAUCUAUGCCGGCUGGCCAGCCAACUGGUAUGAGCUGGUCUUGCCGCCAGAUCGUUACAUCGAGCAUGCACGCAAUCUGGAGCUGACUGUGCAGCCGGAGCAGCUGGUGUGCCACUGUAAAUACGAUAAUCUGUCACUGGAGAUUUGGAAACGCUUUCGCGGCGCACAGCAGACGCAGACUAAGUUCAAGCUGAAGAUGCGUCUAUGGCGCUAUCUAUUAGUUUUUAUAAAUCAGCCCAUGGGUUCGCGUUAUCGCAUCUGCUUGGUGGGCUCGACCAUAACGGGCUUUGGCACGGACACAUCGGACAUCGAUAUGUGCCUAUUGCCGGAGCAGCAAUCGCAUCAGCAGCUGCAGCUGCAGCAGCAGCAGCAGCAACAACUGCAUCCUUUCCACAACGAGCAGCGCACCGAGGCGUUGAUGAUAUUGAAUCUAUUCAAUGCGCUGCUUAAGAAAACGGACAGCUUUCAGGAUUACAACUUGAUUGAGGCGCGCGUGCCCAUUUUGCGCUUCAAGGAUCGCUGCAAUGGCAUCGAAGUUGAUCUCAAUUACAACAAUAGUGUGGGAAUUAAGAACACGUAUUUGUUGCAAUUCUACGCCCAGUUGGAUUGGCGCACACGUCCGCUGGUGGUGAUUGUCAAGCUGUGGGCGCAAUAUCAUGAUAUUAACGAUGCUAAGCGCAUGACCAUAUCGAGCUACUCGCUGGUGUUGAUGGUGCUGCACUAUCUGCAGUUUGGCUGUGUGCCACAUGUGCUGCCCUGUCUGCAGGCCAUGUAUCCGGAGAAGUUCGCUUUGGGUCAGCAGGAUUGCCUUGACUUGGAUCUGAUCGAACCCAUCGAGCCAUAUCAGACGCACAACAAACAGUCGCUGGGCGAGCACUUGCUGGGCUUUCUCAAAUACUACAGCAACUUCGAUUUUCGCAACAACGCCAUAUCCAUUCGCACGGGCGGCAUAUUGCCUGUGGCUGCCUGCCGCCUGGCCAAGAGUCCCAAGAACGAUAUGCAACAGUGGAAGGAGCUCAACAUUGAGGAGCCCUUUGAUCUGUCGAAUACGGCGCGUUCCGUUUACGAUUAUGGCACCUUUGAGCGUGUCAAGGCCGUCAUUGUGGGCUCUGCGCGUCGUCUGGAGCACACCUUGGACAUCUCAUCCAUAUUCUCGCCCCUACAUCAGAGCCAACGUCCAGCGUCCAUGCCGCUAGCAGCUGCGGCGGCGGCGCCACACUCACAUCCGUUGUAUGCAUCACACAUGCAACAAGCACGCAGUGGCGGCGGUGGAGCCACUACCAUGCUAUAAGAACAGCAAAGAUUACUUAGGAUAAGGUUAGAUUAUCAAAUGAACUGUUGUAUACUGUACUGUGAUAUUGUUUACCUCAAUGUUUGUUAAGUUUGUAUUGUAUUGCUCGCUAGUUAGUUAAAGUCCCUGUCUGUUAUAGUUAUAUACUGCUUUGUAUCAAAUGUUGUAUUUUUUAUGGCUAUUAUUUAUAUACACUAUGUGUGUCAAAUGUUUUAUGUGCACAUCAAGCCUAAGAUUUUAACUAUCUAUCUAUUAUAGCCUCUCUUACAGCCCGAAUUUUGGAUGUAACGACAGCGUCAGCCAUCAAGCAUUCCACCAAAAAUUAUAUCAAAUAUACAAAAAAAAAUACAAUA
Drosophila busckii is the source of this 3953-nucleotide messenger RNA. Its product is annotated as poly(A) RNA polymerase gld-2 homolog B. Gene Ontology annotation, molecular function: poly(A) RNA polymerase activity. Gene Ontology annotation, cellular component: cytosol. The record is from RefSeq and is a predicted model, not a curated record. NCBI's taxonomy places the organism in Eukaryota, Metazoa, Arthropoda, Insecta, Diptera, Drosophilidae.